CCAAGCUGAGGAGAAGCGACAGAAGGAAAACCAGGCCGCCACCCGGAUUCAGAGCUGGUUCAGAGGCUGCAAGGUGCGGGCUUACUUCAGCCAUCUGCACAAGAAGGCAGUCAUUAUACAGAAGAUAUGGCGGGGCUUCACAGCAAGGGCACGUUUCAGACAAAUGGUGAAGGCGGCAUAUUUUAUCAUGAAGAUGAAUUUCUACGAGGAGAUGGCGGUCAGGAUCCAGCGGAGAUGGAGAGGAUUCUUUGUGAGGAAGUACAUUCAUAAUUUCUACGCACGCAAGAGCUAUCUGGAAGGACUUUUCAGGAAAAAUGAACUUGUCAGGAGGGAGCUGGAGGAACUGGAGGAACUCCAAAAGAGAGAGAGAGACUGUCUGGAGAUGGUGAAAGAGCAGACAGCCAAGGUCUACCAAGCUCACCGGUUACACCACCUUCUCAGUACGAAGCAGAGCCCAGGGGUGUUCAACUCUCCAUUCAGGUCAGCCCCCCAUGAGAUGGAACAACUGCUGAGGCAGGUCAAGUACCAGGCCCCCACCAGGCUGGCUCCCGGAGGCAGGGCUUGUCUCUUGAGUAUGCCUGGCCCAGCAGCCCCCGGUUUCUCUGGGAGUCAUGGAUCCCCAUGGAUCAAAACCACUCAAACCUGCUGCUCCUCCAGGCCCAUACUGCCCCCCAUUGGCAGCAAAAAACAGCAGGGUGUGUUCAGAGAGCCUGGGGAAGUGUGGGAGCAGCGCAUGCAUUGUCCUGACCUGACGUUGCAUCUCCAAACCUCUUACACACACCUGGAAGAGGCCCAGAAUCGGCUUCAACAACACGGGUCCAUAAGACUCCACAGCGACACACUAGGCCGAGGAACAGGACGAAUGCUCCACCAUCUCAGCCACAGCAGCAAUUCCUUCGCACAGCCAGCCUACGCAAAGAGCUUCAGAUAGUAGAUAACACACUGACUCAAAGAGGAGUCAUUCAAGCCAGUGUUCGCCACCUACAACGUCUGUGAUAAGUUUCCUCAUCUGUACUCCAAGGCAGGCACCAUUGUGUGUUCUCCUCCGGUUCUGAGAACACGAAGAGAACGUACGAAUAAAGAAAGAUUGC
This is a messenger RNA of Morone saxatilis (striped sea-bass), 1091 nucleotides long. It is a transcript of the gene spata17, whose product is annotated as spermatogenesis associated 17. Gene Ontology annotation, molecular function: protein binding. NCBI's taxonomy places the organism in Eukaryota, Metazoa, Chordata, Actinopteri, Moronidae. The record is from RefSeq and is a predicted model, not a curated record. Gene Ontology annotation, biological process: spindle organization; establishment of meiotic spindle localization; mitotic cell cycle. Gene Ontology annotation, cellular component: spindle pole.